Molecule: messenger RNA, 1705 nt
Organism: Argentina anserina (silverweed cinquefoil)
Lineage: Eukaryota; Viridiplantae; Streptophyta; Magnoliopsida; Rosales; Rosaceae
Exons: 9
Coding region: 28-1479 (483 amino acids)
Cellular component (GO): cytoplasm
Molecular function (GO): oxidoreductase activity
Source: RefSeq, a predicted model, not a curated record
AGGGGUCAACACUCAAAGACGCCACUCAUGGCUUCAGCUUCGAUCUUUCUCUCCCUCCCAAACCCUCACAAAAACGACACCGUAUUCUCUUCCCGCAACCGCUCCCAAUCCUCCGGCCGCUUCACCUCUCAUCAAUCAAACCCCUUCGCCGUCAAAUCCACAUGGAGAGCAAUUCCCUAUAUCGCCACCGGAGUCCGACGCGCUGAACCCGCGCCUACUCCGGUCCCCGCAUCCCAAACGUUCGAUGUUCUGAUCAUCGGAGCCGGGAUCAUCGGGUUGACCAUAGCCCGAGAGUUCCUGACCCGGUCGGACCUAUCCGUGGCCGUGGUCGACAAGGCGGUCCCCUGCUCCGGUGCCACCGGCGCCGGGCAAGGGUAUAUAUGGAUGGCACACAAGACACCAAACAGCGAGCUUUGGGAGCUGGGGCUGAGAAGCCAGAAGCUUUGGGAGGAAUUGGCUGAGAGCUUAAGGGUGCAAGGAUUAGACCCCUUAGAACAAUUGGGCUGGAAGAAAACAGGGAGCAUGCUAGUUGGUAGGAGUAAGGAGGAGUUAGAGGUGUUGAAAGGGAGGGUGGAGCAGCAAUGUGGAGCUGGGAUAAGAGCAGAGUACUUGUCGGCGGGUGACUUGCGUGUGAAGGAACCUGAGUUGAGGGUUGAUGAGCAUACUGGGGCUGCUUUUCUGCCUGACGAUUCCCAACUGGAUGCUCAUCGUGCCGUUGAGUUUCUUGAAAAGGGUAAUAGGCUUUAUUCAUCAGAGGGUCGGUAUGCUGAGUUUUAUAACGAUCCAGUGAUGAGUUUGUUGAGAUCUAGUGGCAGUAGGGAGGUUGAGGGUAUUCAGACUUCCAGGAGUAUCCUGAAAUGUAGAAAGGCUAUUGUGGUGGCAGCUGGUUGUUGGAGUGGAUCAUUGAUGCAGGACCUGAUUAGAGAAUCAGAAAUUGUACUGGACGUCCCUGUCAAACCACGAAAGGGUCAUCUUCUGGUGCUUGAGAAUUUCAAUUCCUUUCAACUCAAUCAUGGUCUGAUGGAGGUGGGAUAUGUUGAUCAUCAAAGUACAGUUCCAUUGGCUCCCAGCUUGCUUGAUCAGACCUUGUCUAUUUCAAUGACAGCCACCAUGGAUACAGUGGGGAACAUUGUUCUUGGGAGCAGCCGCCAAUUUGCUGGGUUCUGCACGGAAGUGGAAGAAGUCAUCAUCGGUCGUAUAUGGGAUCGUGCUAGGGAAUUCUUUCCCAAAUUAAGAGAGAAGCCCCUAAUAGAUUUUAGUAAGAGCAGAGAAGUUAGAGUAGGAUUACGACCUUACAUGCCUGAUGGGAAGCCAAUGAUUGGGCCUGUGCCAGGUUUGCCAAACUUGUUCCUUGCCACUGGUCAUGAAGGGGGAGGACUUUCCAUGGCUCUCGGAACUGCUGAAAUGCUUGCAGAUAUGGUGCUAGGCAAUGCUGAGAAAAUUAAUUCUGCAACUUUUGCUCCUCAUGGUCGAUGUUGAGAAUAAAGCAAACUGUACUAAUCAAGUUUAAUGAUAUGUUCUUAAUCGUUUCAUCUCUUAAAUACCAAUUUCUCAGUCUUCUCUUGGGCAAUCUAAAAAACUUAAUGUCUAAAGUCAUGCCAAGGAGCACCUUAAUGUCUGCAGCGUUGGUAUGUUGCCUUCAGCUUGCUGCUCAUUUUGACAUUUUCUGUACUCUGUAUUUACUUCCACUAUUUUCUUUCAGUAC